CUAUUCUUACUACUGCUACUACUACUACUACUACUACUACUACUACUACUACUACUACUACUACUACUACUACUUUUCAAGGUACACAAUUCAACUUCACCAUGUUUUGGUCCUCAGCUGUAUCCCUCUUGGCAGUCCAUGCAAGUCUUGUGGCUGGUCACCCAGGUGGGAAUCAUGAACAUGAACUGGCUGUUCGUCGUGAGCACCUGCAGAACAGUCGAAGCAACCUUUCUCACUGUGCAAAAUCACUCGAAGCCCGCGGCAUAACUAAGCGGUCUAUUGAACGCCGAGUCGCUGUCGCCCGCUCCCUCGAAGGAGAGGUAAGCGCCAAUGUCUACCCUAACCAGCACGCGGUUGAUAUUUCGGCUUUUGCCUCAAAUGCUUCUUGUGCCUUGUCCCCCGAAGAAAUCCUGGGCCCUUACUAUGUUGCUGGAGAAUACGUUCGCGAAGAUGUCCGAGAGCAUCAAGUAGGCGUCCCUCUUACCUUGGAUAUCCAAUUCAUUGAUUCGUCUACCUGCGAGCCUGUCGCUGGAAAAUACAUUGAGCUCUGGGGUGCCAAUUCCACUGGCGUCUAUGGUGGUGUGGUGGCGCCGGAAAACGGCAAUGGCAACGGGGAUCCGGGCAACCUUAAGAAUAGUUGGCUGCGUGGAGUCCAAAAGAGCGACGAGGAUGGCGUCGUGCAGUUCCGGACCAUCUUCCCUGGUCACUACAUUGGGCGAACAAACCACUUACACGUGCUAGUUCAUCCAGACGCCAAGCCCUUUCCCAACGGAACUAUUCUAUCCACCACAGCCUCGUUUGUUGGCCAGCUAUACUUCCCCCAAGAGUUGGCUAACCGUGUGGAGAAGAGGGCCCCAUACAACACCAACAAGCAGCCUGUGACGAGCAACAGCAAGGACGAGUUCUUGCAGGGGGACCUCGCGCAGGGUGGUAAUCCCAUCAUUGACUACAAGCUGGUCACCAACGACAUCUCAGGUGGUGUUAUUGGCUGGCUAGCUUAUGGUAUCGACGUGGAAAAGGAAGAAACGGUGCAGCCAAUCCACACAUUCAAUGCCAGAGAGGCCGAAGAGACACAAGCCUACUAGUCCUACUGAGUCGUUCAGUCCCAUCAGCUGUCACAGUAUGCAUGGCCGAUGCUCGUGGCCGAUGACAAGGCCAGGCGGGAGGUUAAUCGAGUAAUCAAGCACCAGGGCUUUCCUUGCACGCGACUGUGGGCUGAGGAGAGGUGUUUCUGCGACAGCCGGAAUAAGGUGAAGGGAUAAAUGGAUAGGGCUCGUCGGCCGUUUCACGUGUGAAGGAGAAGACAAUGCGCAACCAGGCCGGUGCUAGCGUCCCGAUUACCCCGCCUCCGUCGCCGAACGCUCUGAUAGUACGUCGUCCGUUGCGGCGUUUUUGCAGUUGCCACUGAAUCGUAAAAAUUGUAGUAAAUUUGCAGAUAAUUUCAGCUGAUGUGAUAGUUUCCCCAUG
This is a messenger RNA of [Torrubiella] hemipterigena, 1467 nucleotides long. Lineage: Eukaryota; Fungi; Ascomycota; Sordariomycetes; Hypocreales; Clavicipitaceae. The record is from the annotation of a GenBank genome assembly.